UAAGACGCAGUAUAUGAAACUAGAAAACAAUGGAAACACACACCGCUCUUAUUUGCGCAAGUGUUCAAGCGUGUCCAAAGUACCCGCCUAAUAAUUAGUCAUUUGCUUUCGAACGUGUACACAUAGUCAUGUUUUUAUACGCUCUUAUAAUUUACCAAGUUAUUCUUACUUCUGGGAAGAUAUUAAAUUUUCCCAGUAAUGGAAACUUGGAUAUGGAUAACGGGAUAAUGGUUACGAAUACACCGAAAACAACUUUGACGCACUUCGAAGAGUGGGACGAUACUUUAUGGGUUUUGAAGUUGAAUGAUGUUGGAUUGAAUUUAACGAUUUUACAAUCAGCAAAUGAAAGUGAGGAGGAAUAUUUUGACGAUGAAAUUGGACCACUGAUACACAGACAUCCUCUAGCAUACCUAAGUUACAAAAGACGUCAGAAUACAAAAAGAGUAAAAAAAGACGAUCCAAAGAAAUCAUAUCCAGCAGAUCAUGCCUUUAAAGAUGAGCCUACAAACACUCAAGAUACAAAAUAUGACGGAAUUAACAACGAAGUUAAAUACAGAGUUAUACAAAUGAUCAACAAGUUUGUUUUAUCCUUUCAAAAACAGCCUGACUCGAAUCUACCCGAAACUAUGGACGCAUACAUAACUCCAUCGCUAAACUUGUAUUUCAAAGGGCCUUUUACAGCGUUGACAGUUAACUAUCAGCGUAUGGUAUGGCAGUUUUUCAUUCAACCACCAUCACCACUACCCGAAUGGUUCUACAACGAGCAUUCCAAUAUAACCCUUGGUAAAAAUGGAAUGUAUGUAACAAUACCAGAUGCAAUUAAAGAAGAAUUUUACGAAAAACUUCUCCAUUUGUUAGAAAAAUUGUUUAACUAUCCAAUGUAAGUACAAAAGUACUAACUCAACUGGACAAG
Molecule: messenger RNA, 913 nt
Organism: Papilio machaon (common yellow swallowtail)
Lineage: Eukaryota; Metazoa; Arthropoda; Insecta; Lepidoptera; Papilionidae
Exons: 4
Coding region: 129-884 (251 amino acids)
Source: RefSeq, a predicted model, not a curated record